This is a messenger RNA of Penicillium waksmanii, 3852 nucleotides long. RefSeq lists its product as uncharacterized. The transcript has 5 exons. Bases 1 to 3852 code for a protein of 1283 amino acids. NCBI's taxonomy places the organism in Eukaryota, Fungi, Ascomycota, Eurotiomycetes, Eurotiales, Aspergillaceae. The record is from RefSeq and is a predicted model, not a curated record.
AUGGAGAAAGUAAGAAAGACCUUCUUCAAUCCACUCGCCACUUCCAAGGCCAAGGUGGUAGAGAUCCUUGAAGCUCUUCCAGUCGGCUCGGCGCACCCUUUCAGCCCGGAACAGAUUCUUCUUUGUCGGACAGAGGAUGGGAUCACCGAGAUCGACAUCUCGUCUUAUCCAGAAGACUUCUUCUUCAAUGCCGUCGACUUGGGGGAAAUGGGAGAAGUUCUUUUGAGGCGAAUGACCAAGUUUAACAUCUUCAAAGACUUCCAGAUCAUGCAAGCGCCGGAUACGACAUUCAAGAUCCCCAUCGUCUCAGAUCAAAUAACUAUUCUUGCGGUUUCUGAGAGGACCCCGACGUACUGGGACUUUUGCUUCGCGGACGAGGAUUGCAAUGCAUGCUGCUGGCUGGAAAGGAAGACAUUUAGCGGAAUCACCCACAGUGGGGAUAUUCUCCAGGGUAAAGAUCUCCUCGAUUUUGUUUGGAUCAACAAGGACUCUUUAACGGAGAAAGAGAUAUGCGUGUUCAUAUCUGGCUAUGUGAACACACGGAUUUCGCGUUUCAUGGGGACAUACCCUGCGAUGCUUGUUGCCGACCAUAUGGACAAGAUUCUCUAUAUCAUUCCAGUACCGUUGGAUGCAGCGACGAUCGGAGACGCCACCAUCUGUUGUCCACUGGUAGUCAAACGCGAUGAGGAUUCGUUGAUUUGCUCAAUACUGCCAACGGCGACCACAGACCGAGACAUGCACUGCCACAGCAAGAGACUAGACAGCCCUGCCUUCCCGGAAGCCAUCAAGCGCGCCAACUUUACCAUCUCAGCGAAAGAGCCAACGAAACGAUGUGAGCAUGACAUGGAAGAAACUACCAGAACUUCAAAAAGAAGAAAGCUUACGGAGACAGACCCAUUAGAUGAUUUGGCGGAUGCGGAUGCGGCAACGACUUCAAGAAACAUAGAAAAUAUCGUCAACCACAGGAAUGCUGUUUUUACCACCUAUUCGGCCACCAUCCCCUCAUUCCUCGACCAAGGGGAAGCCCAGGUCAUACGAUUCGGUACGGGUCUCGAAUUUGAGUCGUCCAGCAACGAGAUAUUGAGACAAGCCAAAUCUUCCGGUGUCGUUCUUCCAUGCAUCUUUGGCUCUGAACUACAAGGCCCGACUCUACUGGCAACGGGAACGGCUCCCUUCAACGUUCCCUUCUUCAACGAAAAUUCGCUCCGAGGAUACUACAAGAAACUGAAAAGCGCCGUGGUGAUCCUCAUCCCUGAAACAGAGCCUAAGAAUCCAGAUGCUGUUCUUUCAUUGAUGAACUCCGCAAACAUCAAUGCAGUAACUGCUCUUGCAGGACCGCAGUCCUUGGUCUUAGUUCAAAUCUGCGAGAAAUUAUACUUCUACAGAGGCAUUGCUAACCUCGCACACCUUGAUACGUCUGGACUGGAAUUCGGCACCGAUUUGACAUCUCUUCUCCACACAGUUGGAAUGGAAUCCAUACUUGACCCCCGGAUUCCCCGGAUAGUCAGACUCGACAAAGAAAAUUCAAUUCUUCUCCCCGCGUCUGGCCAAUUCGUUCAACCCCAGGCUCUGCAAAAUUUACUCGAAGAAAUAUCGAUUGAGCAGAUCCAAAAACUAGAGCAAGAUAUCUCAGCAGCCGUGCCACAACUACAGAUGCUUCUCAACCAGAAAGACUUACAAGAACUCUCAAAGUCCCUGGUAGCGACCCUAUCUGCCAAGGUCAGCAAUGUAGCAGCUCCUCUGCGAGACAGAUACACUCGCUUUUUGACAGCCGAAUACAAUGUCGACGAUCGAGGCUCCGUGUUGAUGAAGAACAAUCUACUCGGAGAAUUGAGAAAGGUUACGAAGGAUAUGCAAAAGACUCUCGAGCCGAUAAUUUCUUGCUUGGCUAAUAUGAUAUCGUCCCAAACGACCUCCAAGCGAACGCACGAUUUGAAGCGACUUGUCCGUCAGACGACCAUUCAGAAUAAUGUCGAGGCCGCGAAGUCCAUGACCUUUGAUGCUCUGUCCGGAUAUCUCGAGGAGUAUGCGGAGGAUAUGGGAGUUAUGCUACUAAAUAUCGACACGGAAACCUUCCGAGAGCUAUUGGGUAACUUGAAAAACAAUUUGAUUGAUGCUAGCCCGUGUUGCGCUCUAGAUUCUCGAAUCCUCCACCUACAAGGCUUUGACGCCGGAAUUCUCAUCGAACAGUCCCAGUCAAAACACGAUGGUCCCCUUCGAAGCAUAGCCGGAGCCUCCCAGCCUAUUCUCGCUCUACCCUACUUAAGCCAGCUAUCAGGACGAGGGUCAAUGUUAGCAUGGGUGUGUUGGGACGAAUUUGUCAACCUCAAAAGUCCCUACAAAGUGCGAUGGAUGGAAAAGUGCAACGAACCACACAUCGCCGCCCUACGAAUCAUUAUUAGAAACACCCUAAGCCAAGCCGUCGCAUCAAGAGAAUACAAUCUACAACCAGGCUCCAAUGAAACAGGCGCACUGAUGAGCGCUCUCUUAAUGGCAUCCAUGUCCAAGCUCGCAGCAAUGCGCACAUCUAAGCCCACAGAAAUAGUCGGAAAAGCCGAAGACACCGUUACAAGACUCAUGCGCGGACUUUUCGGCAAUCUCUUGACAAUCGCUGGGUCUGGACUCCGUCCUCUCAGUAUGGUCUGGCAAUUAUUCGGUCAACACCCCCAGUACGAUGUCCCUGCCACAAGGGGCGACUGGGUCUGGUACGAGACAGUUGUCAAACUGUAUCCGUACACGGGGUGGCCACUUGCUCAGUUCCACUCCAAUCUGGAAAAACUACUGGACAAGGCCGUAAUCCGGGUCGUGACCAAGAAUGAAAACAUCGCGCAGAUCAAAGCAUCUCGCACGGAAGAGAUGACUAAAUUCUGCAAAUUACGGAAUAUUCACCUCGCCCAUUGCCGAACAAUAUUAACUGUUUUCAUGCGUAUGCUCACAGCCAACAUCAACAACGGUACAGAAAUUGACAUCGCCGCUGUUGCAACCCGCCUACUAGCACACAUCCCCCCAACGCUGGAAAAAGAAGUCGAAAGCUACAGAAGAAUGAUCUUCUACCUCACCCAUCUAGCAGAAGGAAAGCCGAGAAUCGCUGAAUGCGAUAGUAUCCCCAUGAACCUAUACACAAGGCGAUCCGGGGCAUUCGCAGAAUUAAAGCUCCAAGUCCGCGAAGCAUGCAAAGAAAAGAACUGGGAACAAGUCAAGAAGUCCUGCCAGGAUAUUCAAACGAAGAAAAACGAAAUAGCGACACUCUGGAACGUUGCGCCUGAUUCGGUGAAAGUGCAUAAUAUCAAGGCAUACAAGGCUCUACUGGCGGCGGAUUUUAGCGAAAAUAUUGACCAAGAAAUCGCGCGUGCAAAUCAAAAGAUCGCGGCGCAGAUUGCCGGAGAUGCGGAGAUUGAGCUUGUUCCGUGGCGUGUUGGGAAGAAAGGUCAAUAUGGGGAUAUUGAGCCUUUGGAUGAGAGUGUUGUUCAUGAAAUAUUGACUGGGAAAGCAGAUAGUAGGGGUCAGGAACAUGGAGGAGAAGCUAAUGAGGUAACGGAAAUGACCGCAGAAAAGAAAGUCGUGAAGCUCGGAGAUGAAUUUGUUCGGUUCGAGAAAUCUUUCACUGCGGAUUUCAUCCAGAUAAUGCAACAGGAGUUCUCCAUUGAAGCAGUUUGUGAGGUUAUGAUGGUUCCUGUCUCCGCGAUGCGUGUUUUCGUCGACGCACUGAAUCCGGAAUUCGAUUGGGGGAAGUUCGGAGUAAAUUUCCAAGGUGUUAUCUUGGAUUUGAUGAGGAAUCGGUCUGGUCGGGAGGAUAGUCGGCCUGUGAGGAAGUUGUUGCUGCUUGAGAAGGGGCUGCUGCUGGCAGACUAA